Messenger RNA from Dibothriocephalus latus, 1246 nucleotides. The record is from the annotation of a GenBank genome assembly. NCBI's taxonomy places the organism in Eukaryota, Metazoa, Platyhelminthes, Cestoda, Diphyllobothriidea, Diphyllobothriidae.
UUCUGCCUCCUCGGGCGCUUCGUCUCCCUCCAAGUCCUCCACUUAUGAAUCCUCAUCUCCUUUGGGGGAGACUGACCAAAGGUUGUCCAAUCGUCUUUCAAAGGUUUGCGAUUCUAGUUUGGGCUCUGACUCCGAAGAAGAUAUCGCCUCCUCCCAUCUGGACAGCACCAGCUCCUCCAGCAAGUUGCAUACCUCCGAUGCAACCUCGGGCCGUAAAUCCAGAGACGCACCAGGUUCAAAUCCAGCUUUUCGUGGUUACUACACAUCCUCCUUCUACGCUGAUACUAACGGUAAUUACUCACCUCGUAAGUCGACUGAAAAGAGUUCACCGGACACAAACUCGAGGCGAGGAAACUUGAAACGUUCAUCCGCUGACCCUGGCUUUACCACCAAGCUUGGCUCUGGAAAGCGUACUAAACCCGGAUCUGACAAAAACCCCGACGGAAACGGUAGCAGUUCUGCUGCCGGUGCCAAUGCUACUAGUACUGUUGUCGCUUCCGACAGCGGUCAUUCUAGCUCCUCUCCUGCGCUCGCGUCAGCACCCUCUAACCAGCAGGCCUCAGUGCUUCAAAACUCAGCCCAGAUAUUUUCGUCAGCCGCCUCCUCAGCCUCCUCUGUGUCUCCGGCGACACUCUCCUCCAGUUCUGGCAUCGGGUCCAGUCUCAGUGAUCAAAAAUCCGUCGACGCCUCCCCCGGCGAUCUGGGUGAGCGCGUCCGUCAAAAGUUGAAUGAACGCAUUGAGGCGCUCAUUCUGGAGCGAGAUCGUGCCCGUGAGAAGUUGUCACAAAUGGAGAGUUAUGUGUCCAAGCUGGAACAUGAACACAAGAUGGAGAUUUGCGAGUGCAAAAAACGGUCUUGGUGUGUCAUCUGUUUGAAGGAGGCACUCUAUCAUUGCUGUGCCGGUGUGGCCUACUGUUCCAAGGAAUGCCAGCUAAAACACUGGACCAGUCAGCACAGUCCUAUUUCACCCUCCCGUGAGGGUAUGCCCACUACUGCUCAGGCCUCCGGCCGUGCAACUGAUGGCCCAUGUCCACCGCGAGACGAGGCCCAGUACUUGCAACUCAUAGCCUUUUACGGCGUUUUCUUGUUUGCAAUUCUGUGCCCCAAGAUGAAGCGGACUGUUGUAGUGGCUUUCGCUCCCAUUCCCCCAACCUCCCUGCUGUACAUUUUGCGCUGUGGAAUGCCGUUGCCUGGUAGCGGCUUAACCAUCUGUACAUCUCCUCAUCGCUGUGAUUCAAACAGUUAG